Messenger RNA from Odocoileus virginianus texanus, 909 nucleotides. Lineage: Eukaryota; Metazoa; Chordata; Mammalia; Artiodactyla; Cervidae. The record is from RefSeq and is a predicted model, not a curated record.
GGGGACCCGGGGAGCCGAGAGGCCAGUGACCUGGCCGGGCUCAGUCUGCUCAGAGGGGCCGAGGCAGACGGAGGGCUCAGGGCAGAAUCUGCGGCUCAGAUCACCAUGUACAGCUUCAUGGGAGGCGGCCUCUUCUGUGCCUGGGUGGGGACCAUCCUCCUGGUGGUGGCCACGGCGACAGACCACUGGAUGCAGUACCGGCUGUCGGGGGCCUUCGCCCACCAGGGCCUGUGGCGUUACUGCCUGGGCACCAAGUGCUACCUGCAGACAGAAAGCAUCGCAUACUGGAAUGCCACCCGGGCCUUCAUGAUCCUGUCCUCACUCUGUGCCACCUCCGGCAUCAUCAUGGGCAUCGUGGCCUUCGCUCAGCAGCCCACCUUCACCCGCCUCUCCCGGCCCUUCUCUGCAGGCAUCAUGUUUUUCGCCUCCACCUUUUUCGUCCUGCUGGCCUUGGCCAUCUACACUGGAGUCACCGUCAGCUUUCUGGGUCGCCGCUUCGGGGACUGGCGCUUUUCCUGGUCCUACAUCCUGGGCUGGGUAGCCCUGCUCAUGACCUUCUUUGCAGGAAUUUUCUACAUGUGUGCCUACCGGAUGCAUGAAUGUCGGCGCCUGUCCACUCCCCGCUGAACCUACGUGUGCCCCGACUGCACCUGGAAGUAGAAGUCCGGUCACUGAAGAGGGGAAGGGCCUAGAGGCCUGAAAUCCUGGUUCCUAGGGGGCGUGAGGGGGCUUGGUCCCAGACGCUGGGUGGGGACCCCUGACUCCUGUGUCCCAAGGGGAAGGGAGCAAGACUGGGGCCUGGGGGAAGCAGUUGAGAAGACCUACGACCCCACCCGCCGGGGGGUUGCUAGAGAAAUGGGAUAUCCAUUAGAGCGGCUUUUUGGAGUCUAAUAAAACUGGUUGAAACUA